GCCAACGUUAGCCGAACAAGCUUAGCACUAGCCUGUAAAACACUUACCGCAAUAUCCUGUUUGGUCUCCUUGGAUCCGCCAUGCUAUUAGAAGACAUAAUAAUUUAAAUUAAAAACUCAGGCGAUUGUUUCAGGCAGCUUGCCUUUUUUGGACGGUGCACUCGGCGCAGAGAGCCGUUUCCGCUAACGCUUCAAAACAAUAGCAUACGCCACUCGCCGAACCAGCAUCUCAAGGAGGACAUGCGCUUGGAGGUUUUGUUUUGAAGUUUUUACAGCGUUGGCGAUAACGACGUGACGUAUUUCCUCUCAGGCUACGGAAGUGAACUCUCGGACGGGAUUGCGAGAACAAACACUGAAAUAGUUGUUGUUUUUAACGAUUUCACGUAUUAAUGUAAUAAUUGUUAGGAUGUUUACGUAUUUAAUAUAUACAUGUAUAAAACAUGCUUAGCAUACUGCAAAAAGUAGGAUACAUUUUACAUGAAAUACUCGCAGAAGUCCUCGUUUUCAAUUUUGAGUUGUGAGGUUACAAGCAGGAUGUCGUUCCCUCUUCCCAAACCUCAGGUUCCUCAGCUACCUCAGCAUCUCCUGCGGACCAUCGACUGUAAACAAGGACCCGUCAGAGCCGUGCGCUUCAAUGCUGACGGACAGUACAUGCUGUCCUGCGGCGCAGACAAAUCCCUCAAACUGUGGAGCGGUAGCCGAGGGACGCUGCUGAAGACCUACAGCGGCCACGGCUACGAAGUCCUGGACGCCGACGGGUCCUUUGAUAACAGCCAGAUUUGCUCCUGCAGCUCGGACAAGACGGUGAUUCUCUGGGACGUGGCCACCGGACAGCUGGCCAGGAAGAUCCGCGGUCACGCCGGGAAAAUCAACUGCGUGCAGUUCAACGAGGAGGCAACGGUCAUCCUGUCUGGUUCCAUAGAUGGGACGGUGCGCUGCUGGGACACCAGGUCUCGCAGGAAUGAGCCCCUCCAGGUUUUGGAUGAGGCCAAAGACAGCGUCAGUAGCCUGAAAGUGGUCAAACACGAGCUGCUCACAGGGUCGGUGGACGGUCGAGUGCGACGCUACGACCUCCGGAUGGGACAGCUGCACGUGGACUUCAUCAACAGUCCCAUCACGUGCGUGUGUUUCAGUCAGGACGGACAGUGCACGCUCAGCUCCAGUCUGGACUCCACAGUCAGGCUCCUGGACAAGAGCACGGGGGAAAUGCUGGGGGAGUACACGGGACACCAGAUGAAGGGGUACAAGCUGGAAUGUUGCCUGUCCUUCAAAGACACGCACGUCCUGAGCUGCUCCGAGGACGGACACGUGUACUGCUGGGACUUGGUGGAGGGGUCUUUGUCCCUGAAGCUGCCCGUGGGCAAGGCCGUGGUCCAGUCCUUGGCGUUCCACCCCAAGGAGACCCGCCUCCUAACCGCCACGGAGGGGCGUGUCCAAGUGUGGGCGGCCGAGCCUGAGGAGGCGGACGACGCUGACAUCAUGGCAACAUAAUCUAGGGUCUGGAAGUGAACAUUUAUUUUGGUAAACCCCUUCCAGGGCUCCCAAGCCACCGACCAGCACGGCUCUUCAGGUGUCACAGCUAAGCUAGUUGGCACCUGUUCCAUCAACCCCCCCAAACCUCACUCUCAUUCCGGGUUUCGGCACCAAUGUAACUGUGAUCAUCCCACCGGACCCACACCCACACAACCCAUCAAACUGAGGCUAGCAUGCUUGCCACUUUGCUAAAAUCCUAGUUAUUACAUUCACCCCCAUAAACCUCACUCUUAUUCAGGGUUUCGGCACCAUUGUAACUGUGAUCAUCUCACCAAACCCACGCCCACACAACCCAUCAAACUGAGGCUAGCAUGCUAGCCACUAUACUAAAAGCCUAGUUAUUACAUUCACCCCCCUAAACCUCACUCUUAUUCCGGGUUUUGGCACCAUUGUAACUGUGAUCAUCUCACCGAACCCACGCCCACACAACCCAUCAAACUAAGGCUAGCAUGCUAGCCACUAUGCUAACAGCCCAGUUAUUACAUUCACCCCCCUAAACCUCACUCUUAUUCAGGGUUUCGGCACCAUUGUAACUGUGAUCAUCCCACCGGACCCACGCCCACACAACCCAUCAAACUAAGGCUAGCAUGCUAGCCACUAUGCUAACAGCCCAGUUAUUACAUUCACCCCCCUAAACCUCACUCUUAUUCAGGGUUUCGGCACCAUUGUAACUGUGAUCAUCCCACCGGACCCACGCCCACAC
Messenger RNA from Nerophis lumbriciformis (worm pipefish), 2235 nucleotides. It is a transcript of the gene wdr83, whose product is annotated as WD repeat domain containing 83. Gene Ontology annotation, biological process: mRNA splicing, via spliceosome. NCBI's taxonomy places the organism in Eukaryota, Metazoa, Chordata, Actinopteri, Syngnathiformes, Syngnathidae. Gene Ontology annotation, cellular component: catalytic step 2 spliceosome. The record is from RefSeq and is a predicted model, not a curated record. Gene Ontology annotation, molecular function: protein binding.